AUGGAAAGCAGAGAGGAGAUGGUGAUGCUGGCGGAGGGAGGAGGAGGUCAGCUUGGCAAGAGUGGCUCUAGUUUGUCGGGAGAACCGCAGGGGAAGCCGGGACACCGGAGCUGUCUGAGCCCCGGAGCAGCGCCCUACUCCCGCAGAGCAGAGGCGGUGGUAGUGAUGGAGGAGAGCGCACCACGGAGGAAUAUGUGCGCCGAUGCGAGGCCAGUUGGCACGUCUUCUUCUUCCUCCGGAGAGAGACACCGGAGUGAUCAUCAUCAUCAUCCCAUGCACAAAGACGGCAGCAGCUCAGACACAGAGUCGGACUUCUACGAGGAAAUUGAUGUCAGCUGCACGCCUGAAAGCAUGGACUACCCGACAGCUAAAGGUCGAAAUGGAGAUUCUCCAGGUCACCCGAGUGAGUCUGGUACUGACCCGGGAAACAUCGUCCCGGGUCAGGGUUCUCUGUCCUACUCAGCGGAUCAGAUCCGCCGGUACCGGACAGCGUUCACCCGGGAGCAGAUCGGCCGGCUGGAGAAGGAGUUUUACCGGGAGAACUACGUGUCCAGGCCGCGGAGAUGCGAGCUGGCGGCCGCCUUAAAUCUACCUGAAACCACAAUCAAGGUGUGGUUUCAGAAUCGCAGGAUGAAAGACAAGCGUCAGCGUCUGGCCAUGACGUGGCCUCACCCAGCCGACCCGGCCUUCUACACCUACAUGAUGAGCCACGCUGCCGCCACCGGCAACCUGCCAUACCCGUUCCCAUCACACCUGCCGCUACCUUACUACUCCCACCUGGGUGUUGGUGUUGGAGGAGCAGCUCCUGCAGCUACACCUUUCUCCAACCCCCUGCGCUCCCUGGACAGUUUCCGGAUGCUGUCUCACCCUUACCAGAGGCCAGAGCUGCUGUGCGCCUUCAGGCACCCCUCCCUGUACCCGGGUCCGACCCACGGCCUCGGUCCUGGAGGCAGCCCCUGCUCCUGCCUGGCCUGUCACUCAAGUCAAAGCAAUGGGCUCUCAACCAGCAGGCCAUCCGCCUCGGACUUCGCAUGCUCACCAACAAGCAGGACUGACGCUUUUGUCACUUUCACACCUUCAGUGCUCAGCAAAUCCUCAUCUGUGACAUUAGACCAGAGGGAAGAAGUGCCUCUGACCAGAUAAAACCAAAAACAGCUCUUGUUCUAUAUAUAAGCCUUUUACCAUAAUUAAACAUAUUAUAUGAUCAGGACUGAAACAGCAUGAAGAAGGCAGCCUGUAAACCAGUGAAAGCCAUCUUAAAAACUUGGGUGCAAGAUAAUUAGCCAGAUCUUCAGCUGACGCACAAAUGGAUCUCCCAUUACUGAGAAAAAAACACCCCCACUGCAGAGCCAGGACAGUGGGGCUGAAAUAUGACGUCAUGGACACAAAACCACAUUUGAUUUUUUAGAAGAUUAAUUUGAUGUUUGAGAGAGAGAGAAGGGGGGAAACGUUUAAAUCUUACGUGAUAGAUUGUGCUAAGGUUUUUUGACCAGAUAAAACCAAAACAGACUCAGCUCUUGUUCUAUAAAAUAAGCCUUUUACCAUAACCUAUAACAUAUUAUAUGAUCAGGACUGAAACAGCAUGAAGAAGGCAGCCUGUAAACCAGUGAAAGCCCUCUUAAAAACUUAGGUGCAAGAUUGUAGUGACAGCUUGCCCUAAAAUGUCCUCUCCACUUCUAGCAGGAUGUAAACGUUUAUGAUAGACUACCAUGUCCAACUUCCACUUUUGCCUUCUGCAGACACUCACUCCUUUGAUCAGCUUCAAAGAUGAGGCUCGAAUAUUGAGAGAAAAGUUUAUUCCAACGAAAAUUAAAACAAACAAAAAAUAUAUCCACAUGACAAAUCUUGGACUAUCAAAAACGGACUAAUUCUGCUGGAAAAUAACUGAAUCUGUGAUCUACAAUUUAAAAUUGUUGCUCCCCAUCCUGCUCCACUGAAGCCUAACUAGCAUUAACCAUACUUAAAGGGACACGCCCACAUUGUCCAAUUGCAGGACGACUAGAGGAGCACAUCUUAACAGGGCAAAACAUUGAGUCUAUGUAGAUCAGAGCCCAUUCUAUUACACGACUAACUGACCUAAAUUCUAAUGUAUGUCAU
Molecule: messenger RNA, 2097 nt
Organism: Sebastes umbrosus (honeycomb rockfish)
Lineage: Eukaryota; Metazoa; Chordata; Actinopteri; Perciformes; Sebastidae
Gene: evx1
Product: even-skipped homeobox 1
Exons: 3
Coding region: 1-1143 (380 amino acids)
Biological process (GO): regulation of transcription by RNA polymerase II
Cellular component (GO): nucleus
Molecular function (GO): DNA-binding transcription factor activity, RNA polymerase II-specific; RNA polymerase II cis-regulatory region sequence-specific DNA binding
Source: RefSeq, a predicted model, not a curated record